AUGCCGCUCUGUUGUUCCCCACUGUUACAAGCAGUUGGGAAGAUUAAAGAAAAGAUUUGUGGAUGCUACUUUUCUACCAGCUGUCACCGCAACACCAAAUUUUAUACUGAUCCUGUUGAAGCUGUAAAAGACAUACCCAAUGGGGCGACUAUACUUGUUGGUGGUUUUGGUUUGUGUGGGAUUCCUGAAAACCUCAUUGGGGGUUUACUGAAGACUGGAGUAAAGGGAAUAACAGCAGUCAGUAAUAAUGCAGGUGUUGACAAUUUUGGACUUGGUCUUCUACUUCAGACUAAGCAGAUAAAACGCAUGGUGUCAUCAUAUGUUGGAGAGAACGCUGAAUUUGAACGCCAGUAUUUAUCUGGUGAGCUUGAAGUUGAGCUUACACCUCAG
Messenger RNA from Cariama cristata (Red-legged seriema), 390 nucleotides. Its product is annotated as succinyl-CoA:3-ketoacid coenzyme A transferase 1, mitochondrial-like. NCBI's taxonomy places the organism in Eukaryota, Metazoa, Chordata, Aves, Cariamiformes, Cariamidae. The transcript has 4 exons. Gene Ontology annotation, cellular component: mitochondrion. The record is from RefSeq and is a predicted model, not a curated record. Gene Ontology annotation, molecular function: succinyl-CoA:3-oxo-acid CoA-transferase activity. The annotation marks the transcript as partial.